Messenger RNA from Durio zibethinus, 5718 nucleotides. RefSeq lists its product as uncharacterized. The record is from RefSeq and is a predicted model, not a curated record. Lineage: Eukaryota; Viridiplantae; Streptophyta; Magnoliopsida; Malvales; Malvaceae. Gene Ontology annotation, molecular function: protein binding.
CCAAACCCAAUAGUUUAUAAUUUUUAGUCGACCAAACGUACGGCGCAGAAAGACCUAAGGAAACCCUCAGCCGCACUGGAUCAUCACCAACACUCACAAAAAGGCAGCGAAGGUGCAGGUUAAGUAUCGUGCGCCCCUCAAUCUCCCAAAGCGUUCCUCCCUCUUGCCCUCUAACGCCACAAUAACAUAACCUCUCUUGUUUCCUUUCUCUCUCAAAAAGGAGAAAAAAAUUACAAAAAAAUUUUAUAAAACCAGAGCUUGAGAGGGAGAGAGAAAGAGAAAACCAGAAAAUUAAAAAAAAAAGAAAAAAAAGAGAGGGGGCAAUGAAGCAAAGCUCAUCUGAGGCAGUCUCCUCAUCGUCUUCGCCUACGCCCAGCUUACCUGACCAAUCACUGCCCGCCACCUCAGCAUCGGUAUCCGAGAACCACCACCACCACAACAAUAGCAAACCCUUGGCAUCGAUAUCCGUGGCGGAUGACUUAGCUGGUGUGGGGUCGAGAGACGGGAACGGUGGGGCCCAGGAAACCGUAACUGUCGAUCGACGAGGAGAAUACUCAGCGGUUUGUAGAUGGACGGUUCAUAAUUUCCCGAGAAUCAAAGCUAGGGCAUUGUGGAGCAAGUACUUCGAGGUAGGCGGUUACGACUGCCGUUUAUUGGUGUAUCCAAAAGGGGACUCCCAGGCUUUGCCGGGUUACAUAUCCAUAUAUCUCCAAAUCAUGGACCCGAGGGGCUCAUCGUCGUCGAAAUGGGACUGCUUCGCUAGCUACCGCUUAGCCAUCGUCAAUCUAACCGACGAUUCCAAAACCAUUCAUCGUGAUUCAUGGCAUCGUUUCUCAAGCAAGAAGAAAUCUCAUGGUUGGUGCGAUUUCACACCUUCUUCUACUGUUUUCGAUUCCAAAUUAGGUUAUCUCUUCAACAGCGACGCCGUUUUAAUCACCGCAGAUAUUUUAAUCUUGAAUGAAUCCGUUAAUUUCACCCGUGAUAAUAACGAUGUUCAAUCCUCAUUGUCUUCUAUGAUUUCUUCUUCUGUUGUUGCCGGUCCCGUUUCUGAUGUUUUGAGUGGCAAAUUCACUUGGAAAGUGCAUAAUUUUAGUUUGUUUAAGGAAAUGAUUAAGACACAGAAGAUAAUGAGCCCGGUUUUUCAUGCCGGCGAGUGUAAUUUGAGGAUUAGUGUGUAUCAAAGCUCGGUUAACGGGCAGGAGUAUUUGUCUAUGUGUUUGGAGAGUAAGGAUACUGAGAAAACAGUUGCUUCCGAUAGGAGUUGUUGGUGUUUGUUUAGAAUGUCAGUGCUGAAUCAGAAGCCGGGGUCGAAUCAUAUGCAUAGAGACUCGUAUGGGAGGUUUGCUGCGGAUAAUAAGAGUGGGGAUAAUACUAGUUUGGGGUGGAAUGACUACAUGAAGAUGUCAGAUUUUGUUGGGCUGGAGGCAGGGUUUUUGGUGGAUGAUACUGCAGUAUUUAGCACUUCAUUUCAUGUGAUCAAGGAGCUUAGUAGUUUUUCCCCCAAGAAUGGAGGGUCAGUAGGAAGGACUGGGAGUGGAGCGAGGAAGUCUGACGGGCAUACGGGGAAAUUCACUUGGAGGAUUGAGAAUUUUACAAGGUUGAAGGAUCUUCUGAAGAAGAGGAAGAUAACAGGUCUUUGCAUCAAGAGCAGGAGAUUUCAGAUUGGAAAUCGGGAUUGUCGUCUCAUUGUUUAUCCUCGAGGACAGUCUCAGCCACCAUGCCACCUUUCUGUGUUUCUUGAGGUUACAGAUUCACGAAAUACUUCCAGUGACUGGAGCUGUUUUGUGAGUCAUCGGCUGUCAGUUGUAAACCAAAAGAUGGAGGAAAAGUCAGUUACCAAAGAAUCUCAGAACCGCUACUCUAAAGCUGCCAAAGACUGGGGUUGGCGUGAAUUUGUGACGCUUACCAGCCUUUUUGAUCAGGAUUCUGGGUUUCUUGUUCAGGACACUGUUGUAUUCUCCGCCGAGGUUCUUAUUCUGAAAGAGACAUCAAUAAUGCAGGAUUUUAAUGAUCAAGAUACUGAGUCAGCAAAUACUGCUCCCCAGAUAGAAAGGGUUGGAAAGAGAAGUGCGUUCACAUGGAAGGUGGAGAACUUCUUAUCUUUCAAGGAAAUCAUGGAAACCCGCAAAAUUUUUAGCAAAUUUUUUCAAGCUGGUGGAUGUGAGCUUCGAAUUGGUGUGUAUGAGUCCUUUGACACCAUAUGUAUAUACUUAGAGAGCGAUCAGUCAUUUGGUAGUGAUCCAGACAAAAACUUCUGGGUUAGAUACAGAAUGGCUGUGGUGAAUCAAAAAAAUCCAGCCAAGACUGUUUGGAAGGAAUCUUCUAUUUGUACAAAGACAUGGAAUAAUUCUGUUUUGCAAUUCAUGAAGGUAUCAGAUAUGUUAGAAGCAGAUGCAGGGUUUCUUGUGCGUGACACUGUUGUUUUUGUUUGUGAAAUACUGGAUUGCUGCCCCUGGUUUGAGUUUUCAGAUCUUGAGGUUUUGGCUUCUGAGGAUGAUCAGGAUGCUCUAACAACUGAUCCUGAUGAACUCAUUGAUUCUGAAGACAGUGAAGGAAUAAGUGGAGACGAAGAAGAUAUCUUUAGAAACCUUCUUUCCCGAGCCGGAUUUCACCUUACCUAUGGAGAUAAUCCAUUGCAGCCACAGGUCACUUUGCGAGAGAAGCUUCUGAUGGAUGCUGGGGCAAUUGCUGGUUUUCUGACUGGACUUCGUGUUUACCUUGAUGACCCAGCCAAAGUAAAACGUUUGCUGCUUCCAACAAAGCUCUCUGGUAGUGGUGAUGGAAAGAAGGUUUCAAAGACUGAUGAUGAAUCUUCACCGAGUUUGAUGAAUUUGCUAAUGGGGGUCAAAGUUUUGCAGCAGGCAAUUAUUGAUCUACUCUUGGAUAUAAUGGUUGAAUGUUGCCAACCCUCAGAAGGAGGUGCACAUGGUGAUUCUUCAGAUGCAAACUCUAAACCUUCUUCUGAUGGUGGCGAAGCAGCUAGCUCACUGGAUUGUGAUCGGGAAAGUGGAGCAGCGGAAUUUGCUCAAUUUCCUAUGUAUGAAAGAUUGGAUUCUUGUGUGGAUGAUGGUAGCACUGCCUCUGCUGUACAAAGCUCUGAUAUGAAUGGGGUUGAUAUCUCUGGAAAAGCUAUUCCUGGACAGCCUAUUUCUCCACCAGAAACAUCUGCUGGGGAUUCCUUAGAGAAUUCCUCACUUCGCUCAAAGACCAAGUGGCCGGAGCAAUCUGAGGAGCUUUUAGGGUUGAUUGUCAACUCAUUGAGAGCCCUAGAUGGAGCUGUUCCACAAGGAUGUCCUGAACCAAGGCGGAGGCCCCAGUCUGCACAAAAGAUUACUCUUGUAUUGGAUAAAGCUCCUAAGCAUCUGCAGCCUGACCUAGUUGCAUUGGUGCCUAAAUUGGUAGAGCAUUCAGAGCAUCCACUGGCUGCUUAUGCGCUUCUUGAACGACUUCAAAAGCCAGAUGCAGAGCCUGCGUUGCGAAUACCUGUAUUUGGAGCUCUUAGUCAACUAGAAUGUGGUAGUGAAGUGUGGGAACGUGUCUUAUUUCAAUCUUUUGAGCUCUUGACAGAUUCAAAUGAUGAACCUCUGGUUGCAACCAUGGAUUUCAUCUUUAAAGCUGCAUCCCAAUGCCAACAUCUUCCAGAAGCAGUUAGAUCUGUUCGUGUUAGGCUAAAAAAUUUGGGCCCAGAGGUGUCUCCUUGUGUUCUUGAUUUUUUAAGUAAAACUGUAAAUAGUUGGGGAGAUGUUGCUGAGACCAUUCUAAGAGAUAUUGAUUGUGAUGAUGAUUUCGUUGAAAAUUGCUCGGCUAUGGCUUGUGGGUUCUUCUUGUUUGGUGAAAAUGGAUCUACUUCUGAAAGAUUGCAUGUGGUGGAUGAGCAGGUUUUUUGUGCUUCUACUCAUCAUUUUUCUGACAUUUUUGUCCUGAUUGAGAUGCUAUCCAUACCUUGCCUUGCUGUUGAAGCUUCUCAAACAUUUGAGAGAGCUGUGGCUCGAGGAGCCAUUGUGGCUCAGUCUGUAGCCAUGGUCUUGGAAAGGCGUCUAGCUCAGAGAUUGAAUCUUAAUGCCAGAUAUGUUGCUGAAAGCUUUCAGCAUGGGGAUGCUGUAGUAGAGGGAGAAGCCAGUGAGCAGCUCAGGUCUCAACGGGAUGAUUUCACUUCAGUUUUGGGUCUUGCUGAGACAUUGGCACUCACUAGAGACCCUCGUGUCAGGGGCUUUGUGAAAAUGCUUUAUACAAUAUUGUUUAAGUGGUACGUUGAUGAGUCCUACCGAAUGAGGAUGCUGAAGAGACUUGUUGAUCGUGCCACCAGCACUACAGAAAAUAGUCGUGAAGUAGACUUAGAUUUGGAUAUUUUGGUUAUUUUGGUUUCUGAGGAGCAAGAGGUUGUUAGACCUGUUCUAAGCAUGAUGAGGGAAGUUGCUGAGCUUGCAAAUGUUGAUCGGGCAGCCCUUUGGCACCAGUUAUGUGCUAGUGAAGAUGCAAUUAUCCACAUGCGGGAAGAGAGAAAGGCUGAAAUAACAAAUAUGGUCAGGGAAAAAGCUACUUUAACCCAGAAAUUAAGUGAAUCUGAGGCUACAAAUAAUCGACUCAAGUCUGAAAUGAGGGUUGAGAUGGAUCGCUUUGCCCGGGAAAAGAAAGACCUUUCUGAACAAAUACAGGAGGUUGAGAGUCAACUUGAGUGGCUUCGCUCAGAGAGGGAUGAUGAAAUUGCAAAACUCACUACUGAGAAGAAAGCACUACAGGAUCGUCUUCAUGAUGCAGAGGCACAGCUCUCCCAGUUGAAGUCUCGGAAACGUGAUGAGUUGAAGAGGGUAGUAAAGGAGAAGAAUGCUCUUGCUGAAAGAUUGAAGAGUGCUGAAGCUGCACGGAAAAGAUUUGAUGAAGAAUUGAGACGGUAUGCUACAGAAAAUGUUUCUCGAGAGGAAAUUCGUCAAUCACUUGAGGAUGAAGUUCGUAGAUUGACACAAACAGUUGGGCAAACUGAAGGUGAAAAGCGGGAAAAAGAAGAGCAGGUUGCUAGAUGUGAAGCAUAUAUUGAUGGCAUGGAAUCAAAGUUGCAGGCCUGCCAGCAAUAUAUUCACACCCUUGAGGCCUCACUUCAAGAAGAAAUGUCACGACAUGCUCCCCUCUAUGGUGCUGGUCUGGAAGCUCUAUCCAUGAAGGAGUUGGAAACAUUGUCUAGGAUUCAUGAGGAAGGACUCAGGCAAAUCCAUGCCCUUCAGCAGCGUAAAAGCAGUCCUGCUGGCAGUCCUCUUGUGAGUCCGCAUACUAUCCCCCACAAUCAUGGGUUAUACCCUACAACACCACCAUCAAUGGCUGUUGGACUGCCACCUUCCCUCAUCCCUAAUGGUGUAGGGAUCCAUGGCAAUGGGCAUGUGAACGGGGGGGCUGUUGGGCCUUGGUUCAAUCAUACUUGAUUUCUAGGGCCAUAUGUUCCUUUGUGUCAAUGCAUUUACUUACCCCAUAGAGCUGGUUAACAUCUCAAUUCUACGAGAUGUUUUUUUUUUUUUUUUUAAUUUCCUUUUUUUGGCAUUUUUACUGGGGGAACUGUUGGAGCUCAUUUGUGUGGAGAAAGAAACAAUAAGAGAGAUCUGUCCCAUUCCCGGGUCAAGGAACGGCCUGGGUAGUGUUCUGGUGAUUGAAUGUCUGCAAUUCCAAUAGAACUAACAGUUGGAAAUGCCAUUUACCUCUUUGCUUCAAUUUUUAUAUAAGUUUUAAUCA